CAAUUUCUUUCUUCCCUCUGCUCUCUAGUCUCUACAGCUUCUCUCCUUCCCCCUCCAUUCUAUCUUCUAUCUUUCCCCAAUUCCUCAAAUUAAAGCUACCUAGGGUUCUCUCUAAAUUUCCCUCCUUCAAUUCCACUUCUCCGGUGAGCUCUGCCGCCGCCGCCGCCGUCUCCGUUGCACCACCACUCUCUCUUCGUCCCAGAUAGCCCUUGCCUUGGCCGCCUCCAUCGCCUCGCCGCCGUUGCAAACCCUUCUCCCAGCGCCGUUGCAAAACCCUUCCUACGAUGGUGGGUCACGAUGAGGGUGGUGAAGACCUCUAUGUCUCAAUUCCGCUUGGUGGUCCAAUUUAUGUCCCUGAUCUCGUUGGUCCGCUCACAAGAGUCCCACACUUUGAAAUUAGUGUCAUUCAAGAACUUGAGAGUUUGAAAGAAGAGGUAUAUGGAGACACGGCACAUGACUGUGAUGAAGAUACGUCGGUUGAUGAACUCAAAAUAAUUCAGGAGGACGAGUUAGUCAAUAAAGCAUUUGAAGAAGCUUUCAAGGUUGAUGAACUGGCUAUAGGUAAUCCACAUGUUUCAGAAGAGCGUUUGAGCCCCAGGUUAGAAGAGGACAAGAAGGCUAUUGUUUUAAGCAAAUCAAACAAAAACCAACCUGGGAAGAGGAAGAAGAGGAAGGGUGAUAGCAAAAAGAAUAACUCUCUUGAUGAGAGCUAUAUUGUAAAGGUGGAGCAGCUAGCUAGAAUUAAAUCAAAACAAGAAGAAGAUAAAGCAUGUGUUAGAUUGCAUUCCUUCAGUAAUUCCAUGAUGCCUGGACAUGGAGUAAAUGCAAAAGCUGAUAAAAUAAGACCUCUGAAAUCUGGCAGUGUGACAAAAAAGCAGGUGAAAGCCUCAAGUACCGGUAGUGAUGUGCCUGUGCAAUUUCCCGAGGCUAUCCUCAGUUUUGAGGUUUACCAUAACAAAAAGACAUCUUUGAAGACGCAAGAAUUCCUGGUUCUGGGACGGCAAUUUUUGACUGAAGUUAAAGACAAAAUAUAUUGUUUGACAGAUGAGAUAAUGGAGAAGGCUGGGAAGUAUGAUCCUUCUGGAUACUUUCUAAUAGAAGAUGUUUUUUGUAAUGACAUGAGGGAGUCCUCAUCCGUGGACUACAGCGAAACCAUUCUUGAUUGGCUCGAAAACUCCAAGAAUGAUGCACUUGAAAAGUGGGAAUACAUUGUUGCCGGUGAUUUGCGACAGAAACAAAAGGCCCUUUUGGGCAGUGACAAUAAGCAGCAGUUGCCAAGAUUCAAAUCUCUUCAUAUGCAGAGUACAAGAUUUUGUGACUUAAAUUUCCAACUUGGUUCUGGGUAUCUUUACUGUCAUCAGGGGGAUUGCAAGCAUUUAAUUGUAAUACGGGACAUGAGACUCAUACAUCUGGAGGACGUACAAAACCGAUCAGCUUAUCCGCUCAUCACGCAUCAGCCAAAGCUGCAUUUCAAGAAAUGCUCUGUAUGCAAAAUUUACAGGGCAGAAAAAGUGACUGUGGAUGACAAAUGGACCUCAGAAAAUCCCUGUUACUUCUGUGAUAUUUGUUAUUAUAUGCUUCACUAUGUAAAUGGGACUUUGCUUUAUAGUGAUUUCAGUGUCUAUGACUAUCAUCAUGAGUAAUAAAAUAACAAAAGAAAAGGAGAGAUUGCUUUUCUUUUAUGAA
Messenger RNA from Salvia miltiorrhiza (redroot sage), 1686 nucleotides. RefSeq names its product snRNA-activating protein complex subunit-like. Lineage: Eukaryota; Viridiplantae; Streptophyta; Magnoliopsida; Lamiales; Lamiaceae. Gene Ontology annotation, cellular component: snRNA-activating protein complex. The transcript is spliced from 12 exons. Gene Ontology annotation, molecular function: RNA polymerase II cis-regulatory region sequence-specific DNA binding; RNA polymerase III type 3 promoter sequence-specific DNA binding; bent DNA binding. The coding region runs from base 285 to 1643 and encodes 452 amino acids. Gene Ontology annotation, biological process: snRNA transcription by RNA polymerase III; snRNA transcription by RNA polymerase II. The record is from RefSeq and is a predicted model, not a curated record.